Messenger RNA from Caenorhabditis briggsae, 2934 nucleotides. The transcript is spliced from 18 exons. Gene Ontology annotation, biological process: protein phosphorylation. NCBI's taxonomy places the organism in Eukaryota, Metazoa, Nematoda, Chromadorea, Rhabditida, Rhabditidae. Bases 1 to 2934 code for a protein of 977 amino acids. Gene Ontology annotation, molecular function: protein kinase activity; ATP binding. The record is from RefSeq and is a predicted model, not a curated record.
AUGCUCAUGUUUGUAUCUACUGUUCAUUAUUACUAUGGAUCGUAUCAUCAAAUACUUGAAGUUUCUUUUCGCCAAACAUCCGAAAAUAGUGCCAAAUUGAAUUAUUGGGAGCAGUGUGAUCUACCAAUUUACGAUUUUUAUAAUGACGAAAUUUUACCGUAUGUGGAUCCCAAUGUGAACCCCAUUUCAAACUGUGAUGCGGAUCUUAAGCCUUUGACCACUCUUAUCAACGGCUCAUGGGGUUUAGAAGACAAGAAUGUUGAGUUGGAAUGUCGAACAAGAUGUCAUGGGCGAGUAACUGAAAGAGAAAACAAAAUAGGAAACUGGAGUUAUGUUCCCGGUCCAGUUGAUUGUGAAGUUCUAGAAGCAGUGUGUGCAGAGAAUAACACAGAUGUAUAUGGAUAUCUUCACACUCAAAUAAUUCCGACACCACCGAGAGAGCCGAAAGUUGAAACCGAAAAUCUGACACAAUACGAUGUGACAGUUAUUUUGUUAGACUCGUUGGCUUAUUCACAAGCCAGAAGAUCGCUCCCACGCACUAUAACGUAUAUGGUGAAUCACAUGAACGCUGUGCUCUUUUCCUACAUCAACAAAGUGGGUGAUAACAGUAGACCAAACGGCGCUGCUCUUUGGUUUGGGAAACUGUUAGAGAAAUUAGAUCGUUCUCUAUUUGAGGAAGAAACUAUAAUGGCUGACUGGACUCACGACUACAUGUGCUACGUUUUUAAGGAUAAUGAGACAUCUCUAUUCCAUGAGUUCCAGAAUUAUGGAUACAAGACAUUUUUAUCGGAGGACUGGGCUGAAGGAACACUAAACUGGCCGAACUGUAAAGGGUUUGAUAAGCCACCAAUUGACCAUUACAUGCGAUGCUUAUCCGGACCAGAAAAAGUUCAGUUGGUGUGGGCUUCAGUUCUUGGACAUUCCACAGAGAACGGUAUCGCUCAUUCGGAUAACGAUUUUUACAAUUUUAUGGUGAAACAUAGGAAACAACUAGACAACUCGUUUGUUUUAUUCAUGGGAGACCAUGGACUUCGAUUCGGAGACGUUCGAAAAACUUUUGUUGGUGCCCUUGAUGUCAACAAUCCAUUUCUAGCGAUUUCCAUUCCUAAGGAUUUGAGAACAAAUACAAAAAUAUUAGAUCAAAUGACAAACAAUGCAAAGAAGUUGCAAACACAUUUUGACACCAGAUCAGCGUUGUUGGAUAUUCUUAAGUUCCAAGCAGCCAGCAAUUUUACGGACACUAUUCCUCUGGAAAUUCCAGGAGAGAAAGGAUACUCUUAUUUGAGAGAACAACCAAGUAUGAUAAGGAAUUGUAGAAACUCACCAAUUCCUUUACAGUACUGCAUUUGUCAGUUCAAUAAAACUGCAGUGUCAACGGAAAAUCAAGUCGCAUUGUCCAUAGGAGAGCAUAUCGCGUACUCUGUGAAUGAGCAGUUAAAAGAGGGAAAUUUCACAGAAGAUUGUAUAGAGAUGAAAGCAGAUCGAGUUCUCUCAUUGUUCAAAUUCGAUCAAAGUAGGAACGGCUCAGAUAUUUACAGCGUUGUUGCUGAAAUGGAACAGCCUAGUCAAGCGGAUUUCAAAGCAAACGUGAAAGUUCUUCCGACAGGAAAGAUCAGAGUCUUGGGUAUGAUAGAAAGAGCAAAUUCGUACGGGAAAACUGCUGAUUGCAUCACUUCGGAGCAUCAUCGAACAUAUUGUUAUUUAAAACACACAGAUAACGGAACGGUGGAGCUCCCACGUGGAAAGAUCGUCGGAUACUCGUGGCAAGUGGUCCGAAAGCUGGGAGAAGGAGGAUGUGGAAGUGUGUACCUAGUUAAAAAUCUGGAAGAUGAAACGGAAGCAGCAAUGAAAGCAGAAUCAAAUAAUGCAGCUGGUGGAUGUGUUCUCAAAUUAGAAGUUGCUAUUCUCAAAAAAUUAACAGGAAAACCACAUGUGUGUCAAUUUCUGUUGGCUGCAAGGCUCACUGAUUUUACCUAUGUUAUAAUGACACUUCUCGGCGAGAGUUUGAAUAAAAUCGUCAAAAGAGUCGGACGUCAGCUCACAGUGUCUUCACAAGUCCGCAUUGCGGCAAAUGUUCUCUUCUGCCUAAAACAGAUUCAUGAUAUUGGAUUCAUCCACCGAGAUUUGAAACCAGCCAACAUGGCACUGGGUCACAAGUCCAACUCAAACGAAUGCCGCUUUUUUCAUGUGCUCGAUUUCGGACUCGCUCGCCAAUUCCUCGUUGCUCAUUCAGAACAACCAAGCAAAUUCAUGAUGAGAAGACCCAGAGAAAAGUCGCUUUUUCGAGGAACCACUCGUUACUGUUCAAUUCGAAUGCAUGAUCGUGCUGAACAAGGAAGAGUGGAUGAUCUGUGGAGCAUGAUGUACUUGCUCGCGGAGCUCCGAGGCCCUCUUCCAUGGUCUUCUCAGAAUGAUAAAAGAAUUGUGGGCGAGAUGAAGAGACUGCACUCGGAUGAAGUCGUCCUGCAGAAUAGUCCGAUGGAAUUUUUGGAAAUCGCCAAGCAUUUGAGAAGCUUGACCUACUUCCAUCGUCCGGACUAUCACAAAAUCUUCAUGUUGUUGAUCUCUGUGAUGCAAAAAGGGAAUUUCCUCUGGAAUGACCCGUAUGAUUGGGAGACUUUGCCCGCGAAACCAUCAAAAUCGACAUCGGCAUCUCCCCUCCAGAGCAAAGAAGCUGUCAAACAGGCAGGAAGUCGUGAAGUGUUGAGCAGAGAGAAUCUCAGCAAGGAAGAUGUCAAAACUGCAAGAAAGACGAGUAAAGAAGCAAGUCGGGAGAAUGCGAGCAAAGAGAAGACGAGUAGAGAAAAGGCCAGCAAUGAAUCAGCCGAGAAGAUGAGUCUGUCGGAUGAGAAGGCGGACGAUCCGAAGAAAGGAUACUGGAAACUUCUUCCAUUUGAUCCUGAUUUUUUUGCCUCUGAUCCUAUUGGAUUUUGA